Molecule: messenger RNA, 1842 nt
Organism: Pangasianodon hypophthalmus (striped catfish)
Lineage: Eukaryota; Metazoa; Chordata; Actinopteri; Siluriformes; Pangasiidae
Product: zinc finger protein RFP-like
Exons: 7
Coding region: 48-1553 (501 amino acids)
Molecular function (GO): zinc ion binding; protein binding
Source: RefSeq, a predicted model, not a curated record
UUUUUCUCACCAGGGUGGGAGGGACUUCAUAAUGUAUUUCAAGUGGAAUGAACCUAAUGAGUACAUUACAGUGCAAAGCUGCUGAAAUCACUUUUCAGUGUGAAGCCACGCUGGUCUUUAUUUCAGGAACUAAAACCACUGCAGCCAUGGCUUCCUACAGCAGCCCUGCACGUCGGCUUCCCAAUGAGCCUAAAAUGGUUCUGUGUGAUUACUGCACUGAGGAACAGCUGAAGGCUCUAAAGUCUUGUCUGAACUGUGGAGCUUCUUUCUGUCACACUCAUCUGAUGCCUCAUAAAACUACAGCAAAACUCAAAAAUCACAAACUGAUUGACCCUGUGGAGACCCUAGAGGAUUACUUAUGCAAGAAACAUGAGAGACCCCUCGAGCUGUUCUGUAGAGAUGACCAGAUGUGUGUGUGUGAUUUCUGUACUAAGGGAGACCACAAAACUCACAACACUGUUCCUAUAGAGGAGGAAAUUAGAGUGAAGAAGAGCCAGCUUGGUGAGACACAGGCAGACAUUCAGAAGAUGAUCCAAACUCGACAGAAGAAGAUUCAAGAACUCAAAUCCUCUGUAGAACUCAGUAAAAAAAACACAGAGAAGGAGAAAGCAGACGUUGUGGAGAUCUUCAGUGCCCUGAUGCGCUGCAUUGAGAGAAGCCAGGCUGAGCUACUUAAGGUGAUGGAGGAGAAGCAGAAAACAGCAGAGAGGCAGGCUGAAGAGUUCAUUAAACAUCUGCAGUGUGAAAUCACUGAGCUGAAGAGGAGAAACACAGAGCUGGAGCAGCUCUCACAUACUGAGGAUCAUCUCCACCUCCUACAGAUUUACCCGUCACUGCGCAGCCCUCUACCCACCUGUAACUGGGCUGAUGUCAGAACUGACUCUUAUCUCAAUGUGGAUACUCUGAGGAGAGCUCUGUCUCAGCUUCAGAAAUCUCUCAAUGAGGAAAUGGAAAAGGUUCCUGAGAUUAAACUGAAGAGAAUUCGGCAACAUGCAGUGGAUGUGACUUUGGAUCCCGAUACAGCAAAUCCUGCGCUGAUCCUGUCUGAUGAUGGGAAACAAGUGAGACAUGGAGAUUUGAGACAAAAGCUUCCUGAUAAUGAGAAGCGAUUCGAUCAUUGUCCUUGCAUACUGGGAAAGGAAGGAUUUUCUUCAGGGAGGUUUUACUAUGAGGUGCAGAUCCGAGGGAAGACUAAGUGGGAUAUAGGAGUGGCCAGAGAGUGUGUUAGUAGGAAAGGGGAGAUUAAAUACAGCACUGAAAAUGGAUACUGGGUGUUAUGUCUGAGGAAUAAUACUGAAUAUAAGGCUUGUGACUCUCCUCCUGUUACCCUCUCCUUGAAACAGACUCCUCAGAAGGUGGGGGUGUUUGUGGAUUAUGAGGAGGGUCUGAUCUCCUUCUAUAAUGUUGACGCCAAGUCUCUUAUCUACGCUUUCACUGGUCAGACUUUUAAUGGAAAAAUUUAUCCAUUCUUCAGCCCUUCUCUUAAUAAUGGAGGUAAAAACUCAGCACCACUGAUCAUCACACCUGUUCAAACUGAAAUAAUUUUUCCAUAGAAACUCUAUGGUGUUAAGCUUACACCAAUGUAAUAUUAUAUUUUUAAAAAAUACUACUAAGAAGGAGUUUUUUUUUUUUUAAUUCUUGUAGCAAAUGGUGGUGUAGUCCCAUCAAAAGUAGUGUGUAUACAUGGCCCAUGGGACAGGACGGGCCAAAUACAAGUACUAAUCCAACCCAACAAAUGAAUUUUGAUUUUGUAGAAUUCAUCUUGUGGAGUGUAAUUGAACUGAAAGAUUAAAAUUGUGAAAAAAGAAAAAAGUCUCGGUUUUUCCAGUAGAGAGCAAAAUA